AAGAGCCGGUGCUCUGCAACUGCAGCAGGUUUCUUCUUUCAUCUUCGUCUUCCUUCUCUGUCUCUGUUUCAUUUCAGUUUCUUCUUCUUGUUCAGUUCAUUCCAUUUUUGUACUUCAUUCCUUGUGAUUCUUGCUCGUAAUGUUGCUUUUUGUGCUAUAGACUCAUAGCUCACCUCCUUUGGGAGUGAAAAAAGUCAGAGAAAGGGGCUAUCGGCUUUCUCCUCUAGUACUGUACUUUGGAGUUGCGAAGGAAGGUCGACUUUCUGAAAGGAAAAUCGAUUUCUGGAUAGCGAUAAUCGAAACACCUGUUUUUGCUAGCGGAGUGAUUUGAAAGAUCAAUCGGUUAGUUGAGCGUUAUUGUCAAGACGACGUGACUUUUUUUUUUUUAAUUUUUUUUUUAUUGUUCUUUUAAUUCCUCUGGAAUAUUGCGGUAGUAUUGUUUUGAUUUCGUCUUGAGGAGUUUAUAGUGUUUCUCAAUCGGAGAUUUAAAGCGGAAGUUAAAUCUUGUUUUUCUGGACGUUGGAGUGUUGUUUGACUUGUUCUGGUUGAGCUGCGAAAACUAUUUUUCUAGGUUUGGUGAGGUUUCGUGACGGAGUUCUGUUGUUUGGAGGACUGUGAGAAAUGAGAAUGGAAUGAUCUUUGAAAAGCAGACCGAAUACUGAACGCUGUUUUUCUUGUUGUUAGUUUGUUUGCUCCUGGAAGCACGGAUUUCCUGGCUGUUGACUGAUUUUAGCUGUGUAAUCAAGUCGUUAGGAAAUGCAGGAGCCAAGUAUAGAUACCGAUAAGCUUAGUUAUGAAAUCUUCUCGAUUCUUGAGAGCAAUUUUCUCUUUGGCUAUGAGGAUCAGAAGCUAUGGAUUCCCAAGCAGACACCUCCCCCUGUUGAAGUCAAACUGAUAUCCGAUACCGGAAGUACUCAAGCGUACGCUCAACAAGAAGCAAGUCGUGACGCUUCGUCUAUAAGAAACCAGAGGGGCAAGGUCUGCAUACUGAGCAUCGAUAGCGGAGGUAUGGGAGGGAUUCUCUCAGGUAAGGCUCUGGCUUACCUCGAACAAGCGCUCAAGUCGAAAUCGGGAAAUCCUGACGCCAGAAUCGCCGAUUAUUUCGACGUUGCUGCCGGAGCCGGCGUAGGAGGCAUUUUCACUGCGAUGCUUUUCGCAACAAAAGACCAUAUUCGGCCGAUAUAUAAGGCAGAGGAUACUUGGGGAUUCUUGGCAGAUCAAGGCCAGCGGUUCUACCGCCGCUCGACUUCUAGUUCGGGCGGAGGUUUAUUUGGGCGGUUGCUCAAAAUCAACUGUACCAAUUCCACCAGUUCACCCACCGCCGCUUUAGAAAAAGCGAUGAAAGAGGCAUUCACUGAUAAGGGACGGAGUUUAACCCUAAAAGAUACUCUGAAACCAGUUCUGGUACCUUGUUACGACCUGUCAACAACGGCACCAUUUUUGUUCUCGCGAGCCGACGCCCUAGAGAAGGAUAGCUUCAACUUCCGUCUCUGGGAGGUUUGCAGAGCAACAUCGGCCGAACCGGCUCUAUUCGAACCGGUAACAUUGAGGUCGGUCGACAAUCAAACCAAGUGUCUGGCCAUGGACGGCGGUUUGGGGAUGAGCAACCCGACGGCGGCCGCAAUUACUCAUGUACUACACAACAAACAAGAGUUUCCGUUCGUGCGAGGAGUUGAGGACCUUCUGGUUCUGUCCUUAGGAUCCGGCCAGCCGUUGGAGGCUCGCCGCGAUUACCGUCAGGUCAAAAGGUGGAAGGAGAAGGAGUGGAUUCGGCCCAUGAAUCGAAUCUCUGGUGAGGCCUCGGCCGACAUGGUGGACCAGGCCGUCGCCAUGGCAUUCGGUCAGUCCAGGAGCUCUAAUUACGUGAGGAUUCAGGCACUCGGAUCGAGCUUAGGCCAGGAUGGACCUAACUCAAUUACUGAUUCUGAUGCUGGUAACGUGAAGAUGCUGGUUCAAUUGGCAGAUGAAGUUCUCAAGCAAAAGAACGUUGAAUCCGUGCUCUUUGGAGGAAAACGAUUUUCAGAGCAAACCAACUUCGAGAAGCUCGAUUGGUUUGCUGGAGAAUUAGUGCUUGAGCAUCAGAGGCGGGGCUGCAGAAUAGCUCCCACUGUGGCUUUCAAGCAAGCUACCACCAGGGAAGGUGCUAAGGAACGUUCUUAAUGAAGAAAAGAAAAGAAUAGGAUGUGUAAGAAGAGAGGAGGGAGGAGGCCAGGAGGCCAGGAAGGACAAAAGACAUAUAUAGUAAUCUUUUGGUGGGAUACCCUUGCCCAACAGAGGACAGACAGUCUUGCCUUAUAAGGGUACAGGGACAAGAAAGAACUAGGUAAGCAAAUUUGGAUUUCUUUCCUUCAUUUUCAGGUCAAACAAAAUAGAAAUUGCAUGAACAAAUUAAUUACUUUCAGAUUGAAAAAUUCAGUGUGGUAAAAGUAAAAGUAAAACCCAUAGUUUGUAAGGGUUUGUGUGGCCGAGGCUCAAGAAACUUGAGUGCAGAUGGUGGAGCUAUCUACCUCUAUUAUUUUAGUAUUGAUCUUUAUUUGUGCUUUUGUAGUUAGGUUUCUUUUUCAUCAAAUACAUAUUCAAUAGUGCAAAAGUAUUCGAAUAUGCCCAUUUCUAGCUAGCUGCCUUAUUAUUUUAGCUUAACUGAUAAUAAUUCAGCUGGUUUAGGUCCUUUUUUUUAGUUAGGUUUGUCGAUAUAUUUAGUGGUUUUUGUAUUGUAAACUUGGUUAUUAGGUAGGUUUUGUUUCAUUUAAAUAAACCAUUAUGUUGGUUUUGCA
Molecule: messenger RNA, 2774 nt
Organism: Cucurbita maxima (winter squash)
Lineage: Eukaryota; Viridiplantae; Streptophyta; Magnoliopsida; Cucurbitales; Cucurbitaceae
Product: patatin-like protein 6
Exons: 3
Coding region: 757-2160 (467 amino acids)
Biological process (GO): lipid metabolic process
Source: RefSeq, a predicted model, not a curated record